AUGAAAGCCUUAAACCUCCGAGGGAUAAGCGUGGAAAAUUGCAGACUGGAUGAUUAUUUCUCUGGAUAUGGCAAAGAAAAUAAUCUGCCUGAUGAGUUGGAAUAUUAUGUCUUUCGAAAUAACAUUUUAGUGAUUGAUGUUAAAAAAUUUAUGUCGUUAGUGAAAAAUCCUAUCGAUCAGGAUUACGAUUGUGGCAAUGAGGAUACGAUACAGUACUAUAUUAACAGAAACACCACAUAUGAUUUCUUGGAUAAUGGAGGUAUAAAGAAGUUUGCCAAACCGCAUGAAGCCAUUCAGAAUUCUGCAUAUGAAAUAGCUGCUACAGCGAAAGACGUCAAAUUAAAUUUCUUUGCACUGAAAUCGAAUAAUGUAGAAAGAACCCAAAUAGCGGAGGUUUCAAAAGACUUUCACACGAAAAUCUCAUCUGUCGAAUACAAAUGUAUAUUUAGAAGCCUGAAAUAUAAAGAAGAUAGACCCACGGACAGCAUGUUAACGCCAUCAGUCAAAAACUCGCAUUUUCCAGCGCUUUCUAUUUACAACAUAUCUCAUUUGAAUUUACUAUCAAUACCUGAUUCCUUUACAAAAUGGUAUUAUCACUUCCAGCAUCUCCAGAUAUUAGAUGUGUCUUACAAUGGUAUCAAGAAAUUCAAAUUUGACGCCCUCCCCGAUGUAUGGGAUAUCCCCGUUCUAAAAGUCAAUUUAUCCUACAAUAACAUUACUGAAAUCAAAGCUAAACAAAUAGAGGAGCUGGUACAAAUCAAAAAGCUAUACGUGGACCUCCGUCACAAUCCUAUCAACUGCUCGUGUUCGGACAUUACAAAGCAGUUGAUCACUUUAGUCAAAGAUGAAAACAAAUGGAAGCAGUCAACAUACCAGAGAUAUAAAUAUGUCAGAGACAUGCAGUGCUAUUAUCCGGAAAAUCUACGUGGAAAACGAUUGGUAGAGAUCGAUAACAAAGACCUCAACUGUAAAUACAUAAUCGUGGAGAAAAUGAUGGUGGAAGGCAUAGCUUGUCUGGGAACUGUGGUCCUGAUUCUGACAUCCGUUUUAUUACUAAUCGUCGUCUUGGUUUGCUGCAGAAGGUCGCGUCAUAGAUUCGUUUGGGACGUAAACUCAGGAAAGAAAGGUCUGGCGAAUUUGGCCGAUCGUGCAGAUAUUUACACCAUAGUUAUUCCCGAAGACAAACAAGCAAACAUUAAACUUCCACCUAUUUUUUGA
Messenger RNA from Ostrea edulis (European flat oyster), 1218 nucleotides. RefSeq names its product leucine-rich repeat-containing protein 4C-like. Gene Ontology annotation, cellular component: plasma membrane. The coding region runs from base 1 to 1218 and encodes 405 amino acids. The transcript has a single exon. NCBI's taxonomy places the organism in Eukaryota, Metazoa, Mollusca, Bivalvia, Ostreida, Ostreidae. The record is from RefSeq and is a predicted model, not a curated record.